Limulus polyphemus (Atlantic horseshoe crab) is the source of this 3472-nucleotide messenger RNA. Its product is annotated as alpha-mannosidase 2C1-like. Gene Ontology annotation, molecular function: alpha-mannosidase activity; carbohydrate binding. The coding region runs from base 1185 to 2420 and encodes 411 amino acids. Lineage: Eukaryota; Metazoa; Arthropoda; Merostomata; Xiphosura; Limulidae. The record is from RefSeq and is a predicted model, not a curated record. Gene Ontology annotation, biological process: mannose metabolic process; oligosaccharide catabolic process. The transcript has 7 exons.
GUUAUUCUUUGGUAAUAAUACUUGCUUUGCCCACGGAGGUAUUGCUGCAAAAAUGUUAUGCAAGAAAGUCAGUGACAACAUUGUCCUUCACUGGCUGAAUAGGUGAUAUCUAGGCAUUACAGCCUUCCCUAUGUUGAAUGAGAGUGAACGAUCAAUUGGGUAGUGCUAGUUGUGGUGGGUAAAUCCAAUAUUUCCUUUUAACUAAGAAGCAUUGGAUUGAUAAUUCUACAAUAAUUCUAAAGUGAGUCAGUUGACAGGAAGACAACUUGAGGGGGAAGAACAUCAGUUAAUUGAUUUUAUGAUCCUGUAGAAGAUAAUCAUCCUAUGUUCUACACAAGUAUUCACACUUUUUUUUCUAUUCACUGAUUGAUAUAAAUUAUUCAUUGGUUUACAGAACAAGUCUUUCCUCAUUAUUUUUCUUAGCUUAAAACUCAGUCAGUUUAGUCAAACUCAUACUUGCUCCAUAUUUAUCCUACUUGAUCAUCCCAUUGUCAAGCUGACUUACAAAGACAGUUGGAUGUUUCACAAAAACUUCAUAUAUUAACGACCAUGAUUUCACCAGUAAAGGCAUCAUCAGGUAUCUGUUUAUUCUUUUAUUGCAUUAGUUCACAGGCAGUAAAAUAGAUUUCACAAUGAUUGUUUAAUGAAUUUUGAUCCUGCCCAUUGAGUUGUACUAUCAAGGUUCCCAGUUACUCCUUUACAUGUAUUCCUUAAUCUUUUUGUUUAGUUUACUGCUGGUUAAUGAAAUCCAUGUUCAGAUGUCAGAUUCAGACUUCUUGUUCUUUUGAAAGCUCAAGCUCACAUUUAGGUAUAUUUGGGGCUUGUGUGUUGCAUUAGGGAAAGGGGUAUCUUGACUAGGAUAUUGUUGAUUAAGAUAGUUUUUGAAGUCCUAUUUCAAAAUAUUUAAAGAAGUGGGAGAGGCUUAGCUCAAUAGUUAGUUAAUCAUUUCAUUCCUAUCUAAAGACAGGUACAUAUAUAUUUAUUUGAAGAUAUUUGCACCCAACAUCAACUUUUUGUAUGUAAACUACACUUAUUUCUUCUUUGCAGGGAGCUCAGUGGAUGGCAUAGAAGAAGAACUUAUUAUUGUAAACAGUUUGUCUUGGAAAAGAACAGAGCUACUUGAAAUAAAUUGGUCACUAGAGGAAGUUUCUCGCAGGGUGUGGAUUGAAGGAGUUGGAAAGGCUAUGCAAGAUGCAGGAGAUGAAAAAACAACACUUGUCCCUGUGGUGGUUAAUCCCUUUGGAUACCAAGUUCUCCGUGGAAUAUCAGCAGUUAAAGUACCUGUAACAGCAGAUCGACGAUCAGAUGGUUCUGUGUGCUUAAAAAACCAGUUCUUAGUCGCUAUUGUGAACCACCAAGGAGAGGUUACGUCCUUGCAACUCCUGGAAAAACCAAGAGAACUUAUAUCAGUUGGUCAAGUUGGAAAUAAACUUGUGAUGUUUGAUGAUAUUCCUCUCUACUGGGAUGCAUGGGAUGUGAUGGAUUACCAUCUAGAAACAAAACGCUCUGCCAUCAACAAGGUUAUUCAUCCAUUGACAAUUAUUAGGAAAGGACCUCUUGAAGUAAAACUGGAGAUGUCAGCUAAAGUAGGAGAUCACAGUGAAUUGAAGCAAACAUUAACUCUGGAUGCAGUUCAUCCUUACUUGAAGUUUGACAUUGACAUUUCAUGGUUUGAAUCUCACAAGUUUCUAAAGGUUGAGUUUCCUGUAAACAUUCUUGCCAAUCAAGCAACUUAUGAGAUUCAGUUUGGCCACUUGCAACGUCCAACCCACUUUAACACAUCUUGGGACUGGGCAAAAUAUGAGGUAUGUGGUCACAAAUGGGUGACCCUGUCAGAAUAUGAUUGUGGUGUGGCCUUACUGAAUACAAACAAAUAUGGGCAUGCUGUUCAUGGCAGUACUAUGAGAAUUUCCCUUCUAAGGUCCUCAAAAUCUCCAGACAGUAAAGCUGAUAUGAGAUGCCAUCAGUUCACAUAUGCACUUAUGCCCUAUAAUGGUACAUUUCAGUCAGCUGGUGUUAUUCAGCAAGCUUAUCAACUCAACAGCCCUAUUCAAGUGUUCCACACUAGUGCCACCUCUGGGUUGAAAAUAGAUAUGAGUGUUCCAAAUCCUGUAGUAUUACUAGAUAAGCAUGAGUCUAUGAGUUGGUUCCAGGUGGAAAAAGAAGCAGUUAUCAUUGAAACACUCAAGAAGUCAGAGAAUCAUGAAAACUGUUUGGUAAUCAGACUCUACGAAUCAUAUGGAAGUCAUGUUACAACAUCUAUCCUUAGUCUGUUGCAGAUUGUGAAGGCAAUCUUGUGUGAUGGCUUAGAAAACCCAUUACCUAAGAAUGACAUUCAUUGGAGUGAUGGAAAAAUGACACUGAGUUUUAAACCAUUUCAGCUUAUUUCAGUUCUCCUGUUUUUAAAAAGUAACAUAUGAGCAACAUUGAUCUUAUGAUCAGUUAUAUUACAUGUAUUCAAAGUUGUUGAAAGGAUCAUUCCCAACAGGUUAUUUCUCUUGCCUUAAUACAUAAAUAAAGUUUAUUUUUAUAUCUGAUAUGAAGAUAAUAUCACUAACCUUUGAUCGUAUUUUUUUGAAAUGGAAUCUUAUUUGAGUAAAUAAGCCAAAUAAUUUUAGUUUUAUUUUCAUAUAACUUGGCACAAGUUGACAAGAAACUACUUGACAUUUAAUCACAUUUUCUCUCUUAAAAUUAGGAAAUUAACUUUACUAACAUUUUCUUGCUUCACUGUGUUUGUGAGACAUCAUAAUGAUGGUUUAUCUUGAGAUUAAAACAAAAAACGUUUACAGUACAUUAUAAAAUUAAUCACAUCAUUCAAAUUAAUAUGAAAGUUAAUUAUACUUUAAUGAAAAUGUAGAAUUAAAGCUGCACUUUUAAUAUUUAGCACAAAAAUUACAUUAAACUGCCCAUGGCAAAGUAGGUUAGACAUAUAAUAUAGUCAUAAUUUUUAUCAUAGUAAAUUAACUGCUAAGUGGCAACUUUAUACACACUAAUCAGGUUCUGUUGUAUCAUCAGUACCACAAAGUUUUUCUAUUAAUUUGAUAUUUUAAAUUAUUGCUUUUGCUGAAAGCAGAAAUUAACAGUACAACUUAUUUUUUUAUUUUGUUGUUGUUGUUAAGGUGUGUAGAAAGAACUAAACUUCCAAAAGACAUAAGUGUCACAAAUUAUGCUUUCAUGGUGCAUUGAAUUUUAAUUCCAGUUCUCUGGUUUUAUUGUAAUGUUUUAUUAACCAGAUUGCUAGUAACAAUAAUAUGUUAUUAAAAGGUUAUUUAUGCUUUUUAUUAGAACUUUUGCAAACUAAUUUCUUGAGUGUGAUUUACAUUUACACUUGAGAUAAAAAAGAAAAAAAUAAUAGAAUGAAAUAUAUUUGUAUUAUAAACUAAGAAGCUUUUCCAGUGCUUUAUUAAAUGUAGAUGUGUACUGCAAAUACUGUAGUUGUAAAUGUGUCUUGAAGAUUAAAAUAUGAAACCAA